Vigna angularis (adzuki bean) is the source of this 898-nucleotide messenger RNA. Its product is annotated as two-component response regulator ARR14-like. The record is from RefSeq and is a predicted model, not a curated record. The transcript has 4 exons. NCBI's taxonomy places the organism in Eukaryota, Viridiplantae, Streptophyta, Magnoliopsida, Fabales, Fabaceae. Gene Ontology annotation, biological process: cytokinin-activated signaling pathway; phosphorelay signal transduction system. Bases 210 to 755 code for a protein of 181 amino acids.
UGCAAUUCAUGGGCCACUUCUUGACCCCUUUAAAGAUAGGCGCCCACAAAACCUCCAUGAAGUAGGUUAUGAUAGAGAACUUCUAUUAUCUCUGGAAGCAUCUCCUUCUCACGUAACCCUCACAUUUCUCAACCGUGCCACCGUCUUCGACGGAUCGAGUGUAGAAGAAGAGAAUCGAGGUACCUCCGACGAGGUGAUAGUGGAGAGUGAUGGCCGAAAGUUCUUCUAUUGAACCGCCUGAAUUUCCAUUAAAAUCAAAUUAUAAUGUCCUUGCCAUUGAUACUGACCUCAAAGUUCUUGAAUUCAUCGAGAAAUCAUGCAACAAGUAUUCUCAUCAAGUUAAGAUAUGCUCUGAAACUUCAAGUGCGAUCAAACUUUUGCUGGAAGAAGGAGUAGAGUUUGAUUUGAUUAUCAUGGAACUCCAUAUGCCAAUGAUUGAUGGCUAUGAAUUUCUGGAAAUGCUCGAUGAUGAAGCAAUUGAUGUUCCUUUCAUCAUGAUGUCUGAGGAUCGUACUCCGCUUUCCCAAAAGAAGGCUUUUAAACAUGGAGCUUGCGAUUAUUGGAUUAAACCCUUCUUUAAGAAUGAGUCUUUGUUCGAGAAUAAGAAGUUGUGGUCACCUAUGUAUCGACAUCAUUUCUACUUCAGGCGCAAUAUCUUGGAAGAAGAUGAAGAAAGUGAUGAAAAAGGUGAGACAGGUAAUAACUCUGAUGGAGAAGCCGAAGCCGAUGAUGAUACUCUCCAUAAGAAAGAAUAGCCUAGUAUAACAGACUACUGCAACAUAUAUAGUUAAGAAGUCAAAAAGCUGCCAUAGCUGAAUAAAGAGACUGUGAAGAAUAUAAAAUUACUAUUACUAUUAAAAUAGUUCAUUUCCUUCAUUAAUACAUUGUUAUUCUUAUU